Sphenostylis stenocarpa is the source of this 1410-nucleotide messenger RNA. The record is from the annotation of a GenBank genome assembly. NCBI's taxonomy places the organism in Eukaryota, Viridiplantae, Streptophyta, Magnoliopsida, Fabales, Fabaceae.
AUGAGAAGGAAGUGGCGUGGAAGAGGAACUUACGUUGGUGGCGUGAGUGAGAGAGCAGUCUCCGCAACGAAUGGAAAAAGGAGUGCGAGGAAGAAGGAGGGUCGAUCUGAAAUGGGGAUUGGAUGCGAAGGGAGGGUGAGGGAAGAGAGAGAGUUGAGUUUCUUGAGAGUUCCCUUUUCUCAAUCUCAGCGCCAAAGUGAGAAAAAAGCGGAAAAUUUGAUACGGAAGGAAUCUUUUAUUUCAGAACUUGAUGCCCAGCAUGGGAAGGUAAAUUUAUUUCAGAACUUGAUGCCCAGCGUGGGAAGCAUCACUUACUAUUUUCCAACUUACCAAUCUGUGUCUCCUAAUCCACCGGUGAACACUUGCAGACUGGUGAGAAAAGAAGGAGCAUAUACUGUGAGAUCAGGCCACUGCUCUGAGCUAGCUCGAGUUGCACCACGAGAACCUGUAAUCCAAGUCACGACAGCCAUGAUUUCCAAUUGCUCAGAAAGUCACCCUCUUAUCUCUGACAUCCACUUCUUCAAGAUUAUUCUGGAUGCUACUCUUCAACAAGGAAAACUUAAAGUUUUGCAGAUGAUUCCAAAAAAGUUCACUCAGAAACAUGGUGCUAAUUUGUCAAACCCAGUUUUUCUCAAGCUUCCAGAUGGCAUUGAAUGGGAAAUUUGUUGGACUAAAGAUCGUGCUGGUGAUGUUUGGUUUGAAAAGGGUUGGAAGGAAUUUGUUACUUAUUACUCGCUUGAUCACGGUCAUCUUGUAAUAUUCAAAUACCAACAAACAAGUAAAUUGGAGGUACACAUAUUCGAUGGAAGUGCCGUUGAAAUAAAUUAUCCCUCCAAAAGUACUCAAAACCACUCUGCUAAAGUUUUGUUCGAGGAAACUCCAAAAACAUCAAGUCCCAGACCUCCUAAAAAACAUAGGACACGCUCAAGUGAAGUUGUUGGACAAAACUCCAAUUUGCCUCAGCAUGUCCAAGUUAAAGUUGAUCAGUCUCAAGAGAACAGCCGUGGUGCCACCAAAUCUAAAACUCCCUCUUUUACGGUUGUCAUGAAGAAUUCCUACGUGAAAGGAUAUUUGCUGGUAAUUCCAUCAACAUUUGUAAAAAAGUAUUUCAAGGAAGAGGGAAAAUAUGAUACACUCCUCCAGGUCUUGGAUGGGAGAACUUGGCCUGUAAAAUUAAAGGAUGGCAAAUUUUGCACAGGAUGGAACAAUUUUGCAUCAAAUAAUCGUUUAAAUACUGGGGAUGUUUGUAUUUUUGAGCUAACCGAGAGCCAAAGCCUAUGUUUUAAAGUAUCAAUCAUUCGGAUUUCAGAAGAUAAUUGUUCAAGUUCACAAGUUAAAGGAGAUGGUGACCCUAUGAAUAUCCCAGAUUUCAAAUGUAUCACUGAUAUUCCCAUCAAAGGUAAAGAAUAA